Molecule: messenger RNA, 4265 nt
Organism: Myripristis murdjan (pinecone soldierfish)
Lineage: Eukaryota; Metazoa; Chordata; Actinopteri; Holocentriformes; Holocentridae
Product: nucleolar protein 4-like
Exons: 11
Coding region: 297-2741 (814 amino acids)
Source: RefSeq, a predicted model, not a curated record
UGCCACGGCAUGAUUUUUUUUCUUGUAGAGGUUUGAGGGGAUUUUUCUAAAUAAUUUCAAGCAAAUUUGAAGGUUUUGACUGAUUUGAUAUUUAUUUUUUCCCUCCUGGAAAAAAGGCAGAAAGCAGCCGUUGGUCCACAGCGGUUUGGGCGACGCUAAAUCGCCGAACCGAGCUAACGUCCAUUCCUGGUGUCGCGUUUGCUUUUUUUUUUUUUUUUGCUUUUUAUUUAUUUUUUUUUACGGAUAAAAGUGGGGCUUUUGUGGAGGUUGGAAUCACAACGUGGACGUGGUUUAUCAUGACAACGAGGAAAACCAACAGUACGGCGGACGUGGUGACUAAUAACCAUCAGCACCAGCACCACCAGAGAAGCCGGAGUCCCGGUACCAACAGCGGGCUUCCGGCGCCCGAGACGGCGGGCGGAGGGGCGGAGAUGUUCGGCGAGUUUCAGGACUGGUGCCUGCGGACGUACGGAGACUCCGGCAAGACCAAGACCGUGACCCGGCGUAAAUACAACAAAAUCCUCCAGACCCUGCUGCAGGGGGACGAGGAGAACAGCAGCGGGGUUUUCCUGCACGAAAGCAACAAUAACAACAACCACAUCAACGCCAAAUUUAAAUUCUGGGUCAAGUCCAAGGGCUUCCAGGUCGGGACGCUGCAGGAGGGGAAGAGCGGACCGGCGGACAGACCGGUGCUGUACGUCCCCAUCAAGGCGACGUGUGUGGACGGCGUCUCCGGCGGCGACUCGUCCCUGAAGCGUGUGGCGGUGGUGGAGGAUUUCUUUGACAUCAUCUAUGCCAUGCACGUUGAGAUCAGCACCGACCCCGGCAAGGCACCCAAACACGCCGGCCAGAAGAAGACCUACAAAGCUAUUGCGGAGACGUACGCCUUCCUGCCCAGAGAGGCGGUGACACGUUUCCUGAUGAGCUGUGGAGAGUGUCAGAAGAGGAUGCACAUCAGCACCGCCGGACAGGACUACAAAGAGAACGACAGACCGAGUCCUCUGGUUUCGGAGGUGAUCGACUACAACAUGCCCCUCACCACCACCUACCUGAAACAGAUGAAGCUGCAGUGCAUGAGCAACAACGAGGAUGACAGUUCACUGAGCAGCGAGGAGGAGGCAGAGAUGAGCGAGCCCACAUGGCUAGCAGCUGAUCUGGGAGCAGCGUCGGACCUGAGCCCGCCGAGCCGCGGAGGAGAGAGGAUGCGCCACAACUCGCAGAACACACACAGCAAGGAGGACGACGAUGACUCGUCGUCAGAGAGCGGCAGCGGGAACGGUCUGCCCGCCCUGACUCCUCCCUCCUCCGCCGUGACAGACAGCUCCAUCGUCAGGGAGACAGAGGUCGUCAACGGCAACGGCGGCUCCGCCCCGUUGGACUUCAGCACGCCCACUUCCUCUUCCUCCUCGUCCGAGGACCAGCAGCCAAUCAACCUGAGCGACGCGCCGCCCCAGCGCCUGCCCCUGUCCUCCUCCCACCUGCCCGUCACCGUGUCGGCCGCCGCCGCCGCCCUGCUGGGCGCGCUGCACCCCGACGCCCCCGAGGAGCUCCGCAGGAAGUACCCGCUGGCCGCCAAGCCGCCCCUGGCUCCGCACCCCGCCCUGCCCCUCUCCCUGCCACACACACACACCCCGCACACACACAACACACACACUCAAAACACACACUCCCACACACACUCCGCUGAGCUGCGACUGGACCGCGACGGCAGGGACUACGGGGGCAAGUCCCCCCAGUAUAGUUCAGGAGGCAGCUACGACAGCGUGAAGAUGGAGUUGUGUGCUGAGGACCUGACCACGGGGCGCCAUGGCAACCAGGUCGCCCCCGACGACGACGAUGACGACCACGACGACCACGACGACAGCGACAAGAUCAACGACACGGAGGGCGUCGACCCCGAGCGACUGAAGGCCUUCAACAUGUUUGUGCGUCUGUUUGUGGAUGAGAACCUGGACCGCAUGGUGCCCAUCUCCAAGCAGCCCAAGGAGAAGAUCCAGGCCAUCAUCGAGUCCUGCAGCAGACAGUUCCCCGAGUUCCAGGAACGCGCACGCAAGCGCAUCCGCACCUACCUCAAAUCCUGCCGACGCAUGAAGAAGAACGGCAUGGAGACUCGUCCCACUCCGCCUCACCUCACCUCAGCCAUGGCCGAGAACAUCCUGGCUGCCGCCUGCGAGAGCGAAUCGCGCAAGGCCGCAAAGAGGAUGCGCCUCGAAGCCUUUCAUGAUGAGCAGAUCUCCCUGGACAAGCCGUCCAGCGGUGCGGGGGGGCUGAGGGAGCCGGCGUCCCUGGCCCACUCCGCCUACUCCCUGGCCGCCUCAGCCUUCUCCUCCCAGGACGCCCAGCUCUACAUCAACGGCGCCGGCCUCAGCUACGGUUACCGUGGAUACACCGGCCUGGGCGCUGCCAUGCAACACCCCGUUUCCCUGACGACCAGCGCUGUCGCUGCCGCCGCUCAGAGCAACGGUGAGGAUGGGAGAAAGAAGGUUCUCAUGGGUCCCACAGACCUCAGCAUGAAAUCCCUCGCCACCGCCAACAACAACUCCUCCUCCUCUGCCACCGCCACCAAUAACAGCCUGGGUGGGCGGGGCAACGGCGGCGGGGGAGGGGGCGGGGCCUCGACCCAGCUCAGCCAGCCGGAGAUCACGGCCGUGCGUCAGCUGAUCGCCGGCUACCGGGAGUCGGCCGCCUUCCUGCUUCGCUCGGCGGACGAGCUGGAGAACCUCAUCCUGCAGCAAAACUGAUCUGGGGGAAACGUGUGUGUUGGCAGAGGGGACGCACACACACACUCACACACACACACACACACACACACACACAAACACAAACAUAUACAUAAACAUAAACACUUCCCCCGUGUUAGUUUUGUGUCUGUCUGCAUCCCCCGUCUCUCCUUAAUGACGCCGAGUACGAGGCCUCCUCUUGUAUUCGCUCUUCUUUUCUUGUCGAAAUUCGGAUUUUUCAAUUUGCCGCUUGCCUCGUUCCCUCUCUCUCUCUCUCUCUCUCUCUCUCUCCCUCGAAACUGUGGUCAAUUUGUCCGUCCUAAUCCUUUCCUCAAGUGGGAAACUGGGAGAGAGCGAGGAGGGCGACCUACUUAAACGCCCCUCCCUCCUUCCAAAACAAUCCCCCCCCCCUUACAAUCCUCCACAGCCUCAGCCCCCGCCAUUCUCACCAGAGGAGGACAGAGAGGAAAAAAAAAGAAAUUGAAAGACAAUUGGAAAAAGAAGAAGAAGAGCACCCGGACUCUGAAGAGGCAUUUAUUCUCUUCCUCUGCUCUCUCCUCACAAUCAGCGCUGCACUCCGAGGACGAGAGGAGGAAAACAAGAACUCUGUGGAGAGAAAACAGGAGAGGAGAGGAGAGGAGGAGGGAGGAGUGGAGAGGCCUGGAGGAGCAGACGAGGAGCCUGCAGGGUUGUUGAAGCUGCUGCUGUGGUUUCACAAAAAAAAAAAGAAGAAACUUCGCCCCCUUGUGGGUCAAAGAGUGAAAUGAACUUUUUUUUUUUUUUGAGUUUCCCCCUAGGAACUCCGGCUCUGGGAGUUUGAUUGACGGGUGUCCCGGCCAAUGCCGUCCUAUUAUUAUAACAAUAAAAGAAAAAGAGUAAAUAGUGACUCCCUUAAUUAGUACUACUGAAGUUGUUUGAGUGCUUUUGAUCGAUGAUUUAAUUUGUUAAAUUUUUUGGGAGUCCAGUGAGUGAUUUUUUUUUUUGUUUGUUUGUUUUGUUUUGUUUUUGUUCUACUCUUCCCAAGUGACUGAAAGAAAAGCGGCUUGACUUAUCUUAAAAGAUAGCACUAACUAUGGAAAAGACACUCGUGUCCCACUUUGAGCUGGGAGGGGCGUAACCACGGAAACUGGAAACGGAAAGAGAAAAAACAAAGUUCUUUUGGUUCAAAAAAAAAAAAGAGGAGAGAUAACUUUUUUGUGCUCGCUUGUAUAUAAGCUCUCUGUGUGCUAUAGCACUUUUCCCUCACCUGAACAACUCACCUGAAAGCCCCGCCCCCCCCCACCUGCCCCUCCCCCUUUACCCAGGGAGCAUCUUGCUACUUAUGCAUCCAAGACGCCAUGUUGACCACCAGGAAAUACCUCAGAUCAGAUCUGCCAACUCCAUUUUCAGUUCCUCAAACACACACACACACACACACACACACACACACACACACACUCCAAGUGAAUGGUGACAUUCCCACCAGAAGCCAGUUUACUUCUAGUACCACCUGAUGUCUUCAAAGGUUUUUAUCAAGAAAACAAACCUGGAACAUAACAAAAAAAA